Penicillium manginii is the source of this 1470-nucleotide messenger RNA. Its product is annotated as tellurite-resistance/dicarboxylate transporter family protein. Gene Ontology annotation, molecular function: malate transmembrane transporter activity. The transcript is spliced from 4 exons. Gene Ontology annotation, cellular component: membrane. Gene Ontology annotation, biological process: malate transmembrane transport. The coding region runs from base 1 to 1470 and encodes 489 amino acids. The record is from RefSeq and is a predicted model, not a curated record. NCBI's taxonomy places the organism in Eukaryota, Fungi, Ascomycota, Eurotiomycetes, Eurotiales, Aspergillaceae.
AUGUCAAUGUCUUCAGAGCUAGAUGUGCCACGGCACAUGAGAAGUCCCGGCGACGACGGCUACCGGACUCCGACAAUUGAAGAUGCGGAGCGGGCCCUCUCUAUCCUUGGCGUGGUGGACUCCCGGCCUCCCAGCCAAGCGCAUGCCGUGCACUCCACGGCCUUGGAGAGCGUUCUCCAGCGAUUGCCGUCGCGGGCGACGGACAGAGCGCACAAAGAAAAAGAGAAGACGAAUCCGAAAUGUCUUGACCAUGACUACGAUCUUUACCGCACGACUACGGACGCCUCUGCCAGCACGCUCAGCUGGAAGAAACGCAUUCGCCAUGUGACGUGGGCGUAUUUCACUAGCACGAUGGCUACGGGUGGUCUGGCUAAUGUGCUAUACCAGGUACCUUACCGGUUUCGCGGCCUCGAUACGAUAGGCAUCGUUGUCUUUCUGUUUAAUAUCGCUUUAUACCUUUUCAUUUGGGGCCUGUUGAUCGCCAGAUUCUAUCACUACCCGUAUACAUUCAAAGCGUCCUUUCUGCACCCGACGGAAUCAUUAUUCGUGCCCGCGUCCGUUGUCUCCUUCGGAACAAUACUGAUCAACGUCUCUCAAUAUGGCCCCGAAAACGCGGGGCCUUGGUUACUCGAGGCUGUCGAUGUAUUGUUCUGGUUUGACGCCGCUCUCGCCGUGAUAUUGUCCGCUGGUAUCUACCUCCUUUUAUGGUCAACCCAAACCUUCACAAUUGCCCAGAUGACACCCAUCUGGAUCUUCCCCGCAUACCCAAUGCUCAUAAUCGGACCUCACGCCGGCUGUCUGAGCGCGAAAUUGGACCCCGCGCGCUCGCUGCGCGUCAUUAUCGGCGGCACCACGAUCCAGGGCGUUGGAUUCCUGGUCUCGAUGAUGGUAUACUCUGCCUUUAUCUACAGACUCAUGACGCAAAAGCUUCCGAAAGAGAAUAUCCGGCCAGGAAUGUUCGUCUCCGUCGGACCGAGCGGGUUUACCGUUGCGGGGAUCGUGAAUAUGGCCGCUGAAGCGAAGCGCUCGUUUCCCGCGGACUUUAUGGGCAAUGGGCCUCUUGCUGCGGAUAUUUUGCGGGUUGUGGUUGAUUUUGCGGCUCUUUGGCUGUGGGGGUUGGCUAUUUUCUUCUUUAUUAUUGCCAGUGCGGCUCAUUGGUCUGCGAUUGGGCCUGGGAAGAUGGUCUUCUCGAUGACUUGGUUUUCGUUUAUAUUUCCUAAUACUGCGUUGAUUACAGCGACAUUUGCGAUUGGGAAAGCGUUUGAUUCCAAGGCUAUCAAUAUUGUUGGGUGUGCGGCGAUAUUCCCGCUGCUGCUUAUGUACUUUUUUGUUUGUUACAUGAUGAUUCGGGCUAUUGUUUGCCACCAGAUUUUGUGGCCGCAAAAGGGUGAGGAUCGCGAUGAGGGUGGAUUUGAAAUCCAUGUCAUUAAGCCUGGCGCUGAGACAUCGGAGGAUGACAUGAUGGUAUAG